AUGGCUCUCCCCUUGCCAAGCGGGCCAGUCCCGACUGAAGUCGCUUUUCUCUGUGAAAUGGAGCUCGUCACAGUCGUGCCACGGCAACGGCUCGACAGCAUUGAGCUCCUCGGAGGUCCCACGCCACCCCUCCGACCGCCGCGACGAAGCGACAUACCAUUGUGGCUCGCCAUCCUGCUAAAGAAGCAGCGGCGCGCCAACAUUGUCGCCCCAGCUUGGCUACACCCUGCGUCCCUACGCGACAUUAUCCAGCACGAGACCACGACCGACACGAGCGGCUGGGCGCCUCCUCCCCCGCCACCCGUCCGCGCCGACGCCCGUGGCAACGCGCGCCGCAUCGACCGCUACGACCAUAACGACGACGAACACGAGACGGUCCUGUCACCCCCGUUUCUGCCAUCCUGCACCGCCGCCGCGCCUUCUGGCGCGCUGCCCUACCACUGGUUCGAGCUCGCCGAGAUGCUGCUCGCGCACGCCGGCGACGACGUGCCGUCGGCGUCCGAGGUGCGCUCGCUGCUGCGCGACCUGCAAGAGGUGCGCGGCGCCAAGAUGCGCGCGAGCACGGCGCAGCUCGAGGGCGGCCUCGACGGCGUCAUGAGCCUGCGCGGCGUGGGCGCCAUGGAGCUGGCCGAGAGCAGGGGCUUUGUGACGGCGGUGGUCGAGGGGCUCCGGAAGCUGGGCGCGAGCGCCGAGGCCACGCGGAGGGAAGAGGAGGAGGAGGAGCGCGGCGGAGCGGGUUCUGGCGACGACGGCAGCGAUGAUGACAUGGGACUGUAA
Molecule: messenger RNA, 777 nt
Organism: Beauveria bassiana ARSEF 2860
Lineage: Eukaryota; Fungi; Ascomycota; Sordariomycetes; Hypocreales; Cordycipitaceae
Product: DNA replication complex GINS protein PSF2
Exons: 2
Coding region: 1-777 (258 amino acids)
Biological process (GO): double-strand break repair via break-induced replication; DNA replication
Cellular component (GO): nucleus; GINS complex
Source: RefSeq, a predicted model, not a curated record